This is a messenger RNA of Pyricularia grisea, 4437 nucleotides long. RefSeq lists its product as uncharacterized. The transcript has 5 exons. The record is from RefSeq and is a predicted model, not a curated record. Lineage: Eukaryota; Fungi; Ascomycota; Sordariomycetes; Magnaporthales; Pyriculariaceae. The coding region runs from base 335 to 3823 and encodes 1162 amino acids.
CGCACCGAACCGCAUGCCCACACGCGCGUCAACUACCGCGCCCACGAACACGCACAUACACACACACACACACACUACCCCCCACGCCGCAUUGAGAGACCCCCAGUAAGAUUCAGACUCGUUCUCGACACGACAGCAAAACAGUAACGAUUUAAUUGGCAAUUCUUGGAGCAUCCGAUCUUUGGGUUUACUAUUACGCCUCUAAAGCCGACGACACUACUUUCUACCCCAUCCAACCCUCGCGCGCACGACUUGAAGGUCGUCCGGAAGCUCGCUUCCCGUCGCCUAGUUCCUUUAUCUGCCGCCAGGUCAAGCGAGGAGUUGCCUGCUCCUAAUGUUUGCUCGGUCCAAGAGCAAAUUCCACGGCUUCGGCGCAGACAAGCGCCAGCAAGAGUCAGGAUUCUUGGGUUCGGACUCGAGAUCUAGGACAACCUCUGAGCGACCUUACACGGCAACAUCAUACAACGCUCCAUCUUUGGACGCUCCGUCAUACACCCCUUCGUUUCCUGAAAAGAACAGCUCUAUAUCAAGUGGUACAAUCAAGCCACCUCAGUCUCAUCGUUCGUCGACGUCAGUUUCCUCCAACCACUCUGUUGACAGCUACGGAAGAUCAGUCGCACCCGCCAUGAGUUCAGAACGGGCGCGCACGCGCAGGGAGCGCACGUUUGUGGGCUCCGAGUGUGCCGUCUGUGAGGAGCCAUUAGAACACACUCUCCGGGGAGAGAGGAUACUUCAGUUCUCCUGCGGCCAUGUGUCCCACGAGGCCUGCUUUUACGAGUACAUUAAGGAGAUAGAGUCUCAGUAUUGCCCAUCAUGCAAUGCGCCUUUGCAUUUGGACACAAGUCGGGGUGGAAACGUACUCGAUAUAGAAAAAAUCAGCAACCUCGUCAGGUCAGUGAACUCAGAUUCGAGGUCAAUUGGAACACCAACACCUACUCCUCAACAAUGGGAUGAUCAUGGAAUGCGUCCUCAAAGCCGGGGUUCGAAUGCACGUUCUGGUUCUGGAGUCGGCUUAAGCCAUCCCAGCAGCCACAGUGCCAGGGACAACGCCAUGCCGCGGAGCAACCGAGACACACGGGAUAGCGGUCACAGCAAUCCUCAUUCGGAACGAUAUAUGAGACAUGGGCGUAGUGACAGCGAAGCGACGGGAGUGGCGUCUUCGACAGGUUACCCUGAGACAACACAGAGCGGAGGGCCCAGGCGUGCCCACGACUAUGACCUACAAGCCAUGGAGACGUCGCUCGCCAGCCCCCGGAGCAUUGCGCGAAAUCCGAUCCCUCUCCCGACCGUGACCGUUCGCUCAGAGUUCCCCACCAUCAACAGAUCUCGACAACAGCAAACCCUGACAUGUCUUAUCACCAUCGAGGUACCCGACUGCAAAUGGCGACCGGACCCCGAGGACCUGCCAAUGGGAAAUAUUCACUCCCCACAACAAAUGCACCACCAGGUCCCUCAACAGGUCCCAUCCCGGAUAGACGCUCGCGUCGCCGAUGACCCCUAUGGUCCGACAUCACCUACGCAGUCGGUGCCCCGCUUCUUCCCCUAUGAGUCGCGUGAGGUCCUCGAGGAAAUGACGGAAAAUUUGAGAAACAGGGUGGACAACUGGCACGGCCUGGAUUUCAGCAGAUUCGGCAAGCUUCGCCUGUAUGGCACGCUGAGGGUGGGCAAGGACAGAAUAUCGUGGCAGGAGCUUGAGUGCUACCUCUUCGCCGAGAUGCUCAUUUGCGUCAAGGAGAAGAAGACACCGGCUGGAGCCCAGCAAUGGGACGAAAAUGGUUUGCCUCGCAAGCCGCGAUGCACCCUCAAGGGUUCCAUUCUCAUCAAGAAGCAUUUGAAUGAGGUUUCUGAAACAGGAAGUAUCGACGAGAAUGUGCUCACCCUCAACCUUUCGGUGGCAGAGCUGUCCCAAUUCCACCUGAGGUUCCAAAAUCGCAACCAGCUUAAACUGUGGCAGCAGGCUCUCAUGGAUCUGAAUGCUGUUGAAACUUCACCAGUACGAAGCCCAGACUAUGAGCGUGGCGAAUUCUCCGAGGCCGAAGAGGAGGAGUGGCAACGCAGCCAACAACAAGGACAGAGAACGUCGUCCCUUGCCUCUUCAACGUGGAACGGACCGAAAUCUACGACGACAGCCCCGACCGAGUACACCAGCGUUGCAAAGAGCCCGCUGUUCCCUCCUGUACAUGUCCCAAUCGACGUCGUGGUUGUGGUUCCUAUAUCGAGCUCCAUGCAGGGAGUCAAAAUCAACUUGGUCCGAGAUGCCCUCAGGUUCAUGGUUCAUCAGCUUGGCGACCGUGACAGGAUGGGUCUCGUGACCUUUGGAUCCGGUGGAGGUGGUGUACCAAUCGUGGGCAUGACGACUAAGUCAUGGCACGGCUGGGGAGGUGUCCUGAACUCUAUCAAGCCAGUGGGACAAAAGAGCCACCGGGCAGAUGUUGUCGAGGGUGCCAAUGUUGCCAUGGACCUACUGAUGCAGAGGAAGUACAACAACCCAAUCGCUACCAUCAUGCUCAUCAGUGAUGCUUCAACCUCGGAUGCCGAUAGCGUGGACUUUGUCGUGUCAAGAGCAGAGGCAGCCAAGAUCUCGAUCCACUCAUUUGGCCUCGGAAUGACGCACAAACCCGACACCAUGAUUGAGCUUUCGACCAGGACAAAGGCAUCAUACACCUAUGUCAAGGAUUGGAUGAUGUUGAGGGAAUGCCUUGCUGGCUGCCUUGGCUCUGCCCAAACCUUGUCUCAUCAGAACGUGAAACUAAAGUUGAAGUUGCCUGAAGGAUCCCCAGCCAAGUUCCACAAGAUUAGCGGUGCGCUCCAAAUAACCAAACGCGCAACGGGGCGGGACGCCGAGGCUUCCCUGGGAGACCUACGGUUUGGCGACAAGAGGGACAUACUUGUGCAACUGGUGAUCCUUCCAGAUACUGCCUCGGAAGAUCAGCUACCACAAGAUCCAUGGGAGACCAUCGUGUCUGGCCUCGAAGCUCUGGGUGGACCUAUGGACCCUGAAGAGCAGCGCGCGGUCUCUGUCGAGGAAGUCCCGCUUAUCCAGGCGGAUCUUACCUGGGGCGACAUACUCCGUGACGGCACCUUGAUGCACAUGCCUCGUCCGUCACUCCUCGCAAUCACAAUGCUGCCUGCGACAAACCACCAAAAGUCCAAGUCGUGGCAGAACACCCCUCCGAUCCCGCCUCACCCGCAUAUCGUGCAGCGACGGAUGGAGCUGUUGACAUCCGACAUGCUGACAAGGGCAUUGACUCUUGUGUCAAGAGGCCAGCACGACCGUGCCCACACACUUCUAAACGAGACACGUUCAAUUCUCAAAGGGUUGGGCAAGGGAGGUCUACCCCCCGUCCCGCCGGCUGCAUCCAACAGGUCGCAACCGUCGACGCCUCACCCGAACAAUGAAGGAUCCCCCACUUCGCUGACUCCAGAACGCAAACAUUCUCCAUCGCCCACGGCAUCAGCAACGUCUUCGCAUCACCCGCCACAUCUCCAAGGAAUGAUGCGCAGACCUUCGACGGACGCGCUCAGCGUACUGCACGGCGGGCCGGGCUCAAGCGGCAUCGACGUACAGACCGUGUCGGCACUGGACGCGGAGCUCAUGUCGGCGCUCGAAUGGAUCGGCCACCCCGCCGUCUUUGGGCGCGACAGCCGCAAGGCUGUGUUGCAAGCCAUAGGGGUGAUUAGCUCCCAGCGCGCCUUUACGUUCCGCACGCCGAUCGAGGCUUUGUGGGCCGGAAGGAUCUCGGGCGUCAGGAAACUGACCGAGCACUCGCGUGAGUGGAGAGAAGAGGGUGGUGGCGAGGGUGGCAUCAUGGAGGAAUCCUGAGCCAUCGGGAGAUGAUGGUGAAACCCCAUUCAUUUUCCGCGUCAUAUAUAUCCCAUUUUAUCCCAUUUUAUUCACAUACAAACCACUCUGGUGGACCCAAGCUUCUUUUUACGACCUCUUUUGAGUCGAUCUUCUUUAAAAACCUUUAUGUCGUAUGAUAUCCCAAACUUCAUAGCUUGUUCUUUUGUAUUUCUCUCUUCUUCUUUUUGGCUACCUUUAUCAGGAUUUGGAUGCUACAUGUAUGGACUUUCUUUUUUCAAACUUCGCUUUGGAUACCACUUUGGCUUUCCUCGCGUAUAUUUUUCUUUUGUUUUUUUAUUUAUAUACCAUCCGGUUGAGCAUGGCUGUCUCGGGAAUUGAUUUUUUUUUUCUAGAGAGGAUUGAUCUCUCUGUAUAUUCGCCGGAGAUCCUACUCAAAAAGUGUUAAGGGGGUUUUAUGUGAGCCAUUAUCUAGCGACAAGCCGGACUUGAUGAAGGCUUAUGUCCAGGACGAAGUGACAAGGAGGGUGGGGAUCAUGUAUAUAUAUCGACUAACGAUGUUCAUACGGCCGUCAUUAUUCUGCAUCGUGGCAUGAUAUUGAUAUCUUGUUUAUACUGUUUGGAGGUGACAGAAC